Fusarium redolens is the source of this 1551-nucleotide messenger RNA. RefSeq names its product cytochrome P450. NCBI's taxonomy places the organism in Eukaryota, Fungi, Ascomycota, Sordariomycetes, Hypocreales, Nectriaceae. The transcript has 6 exons. The record is from RefSeq and is a predicted model, not a curated record. Gene Ontology annotation, molecular function: iron ion binding; oxidoreductase activity, acting on paired donors, with incorporation or reduction of molecular oxygen; heme binding. The coding region runs from base 1 to 1551 and encodes 516 amino acids.
AUGGAAUUAUCUGAUGAGCUCCAACUGUUCUUCCGCUUCUUACUUCCAGAGGAAGCACCUGUCACCUGGGCACAUCUGAGCCUCUUGUCACUGGGCUCCGUCCUUAUUUACUACCUGCUACGUAUUCCUUACCUCUUGUAUUUCCAUCCCUUAUCUUCAUUUCGAGGCCCGUUCUGGGCGGCAAUCUCAACAUGGUGGCUAUAUUCCGUAUGCAGGACUGGUCAUGCAGAACAAGUCUUCGAGCAGCUACACCGCAAGUAUAGCAAUCUGCCAGACACGCGAGGUCUUCGAAUCGGCCCCAAUGAGAUCCAUAUCUCCGACUCGACCCUCUACCACAACCUCUAUUCUCAGGACCAUAGCUUUGCCAAGGAACAGUCCUUUUAUGACACCUUCGGAACACCUCAUUCAGUCUUUGUGGAGACCGAUCGCGGCCUGCAUCGCCAGAGACGGAAGCUACUCAACAACUUCUUUUCCAAAACCUCGAUUCGCAAUAUGCAGAACAUCUUGUAUGAGAAGGUGUCUACCCUCAGUGACAUCAUGUCCAAUUUGGGCGAUGAGGAGUCCGUGAAUAUCUACAACGCUGUCCGAUGUAUGACUGUUGAUAUCAUCUCCGAAUUGGCUUUCGGUCAUUCCUUCAACUUGUUGGGCGACGCGAAAGACGGUGCCUUUGUCGCGAGCUACCUUGGGGCUUUUGACAUGGCCAGUGAUUACAUAUGGGAGAUGAUGUUUUUCCCAUCUCUUCGACGAGUGCUAAACAUGAUACCGCCGUCUUUGAUGACAGCCUCACCUUUUACGCGUCUUUUCCAGAGUAUUGAGGAUACUGUGACAAUCUUCAGGGAGAUGAAGGCUUCGGGCAAUAGUUGUGGACAUGACAUAAUGUUCGAUCUGCUCUCUGGCCUCGGUGACCGUGAACUGGUAGCUGAGGCUGGAGAUAUCCUAGUGGCGGGCUCUGAUACCACCGCUACGACACUCGCAGUUGCCAUUUAUCAGUUGAUCAGCCACCCAGAAGCAUACGACGCCCUGAAAACUGAAAUCCGACCGGCAAUGCUCAAGACAGCUGAGGAUUACGAUCUGAAAUCCAUUGAACAGCUUCCAUAUUUGACUGCUUGCGUGAAAGAAUCUCUCCGCAUCGCAUCCGCGGUGCCUAGCCGAUUGCCUCGAGUUGUUCCUCCAUCGCAAUCAAAGGCGUCCUCCUUGAUUGUUGAUGGGAAGGUCAUCCCCCCUGGCAGUGUUGUCUCCAUAUCCUCAUACACUGUCCAUGGUGACCAGGAGAUAUGGGGCGCCGACGCGCAGGAGUUUAAUCCGAGUCGGUGGCUAGGACCCAGGGGAAAACAGCUAGAGAAAUAUCUGGUAACGUUUUCCAAGGGCGCGAGGUCUUGUCUUGGUAUCAACCUAGCUCACGCCGAGCUCACGAUCGCGUUGGCGAUGUUUACCAGUCGGUUCGACAUGGUGAAUGACGGAACCACGAAGGAUGAGGACCACGAAGUGAUUGAUAGCUUCACAGCCGGGUUUCGGGGUACGGGGCCACGGGUGAAGGUUUCCCCUGUCUGA